Trichoderma gamsii is the source of this 1299-nucleotide messenger RNA. Its product is annotated as phosphorylase superfamily protein. The coding region runs from base 1 to 1299 and encodes 432 amino acids. The record is from RefSeq and is a predicted model, not a curated record. The transcript has a single exon. NCBI's taxonomy places the organism in Eukaryota, Fungi, Ascomycota, Sordariomycetes, Hypocreales, Hypocreaceae. Gene Ontology annotation, biological process: nucleoside metabolic process. Gene Ontology annotation, molecular function: catalytic activity.
AUGGUUUAUGUGAAACCUUCUCGGCGCGAGGACUUCGAGAUUGUCAUAAUAUGCGGGCUACCACUCGAGUUCAACGCCGUCUCCCUUCUGCUCGAUGAAUACUGGGACGAGGACGGUGAUCACUUCGGACGAUCCCCCGGAGAUGUCAACCACUAUAUAACGGGCCGCAUUGGCAGGUACAACGUUGUCUUGGCUCUCCUCUCACACAUUGGCAAAGUGCAUACAGCCAGCGCCGCAGCCAGUAUUCGUUCAAGCUACGGCAGUGUACGACUGGCCUUGCUUGUUGGUAUCUGUGGAGGAGCCCCGCAGGCAGCAAAUGGCGAAGAGGAUGAGAUCUUGCUAGGUGAUGUGAUUAUCAGCAGGACCGUAAUACAAUAUGACUUUGGCAGACUGUACCCUGACAGAUUUAUACGCAAAGAUACUUUGGAGGACAAUCUUGGCAAAGCAAACAAGGAUAUCCGCAAUUUACUAAUCACGUUUGAGACUGACAUUGGUUUGGAACGACUGCAACGAAGAACCGCAUAUUUCCUCAAGCAACUCCAGGCCAAUGCUACUGGCAGAAAGCGUCAAGGCAGAUACAGCUACCCUGGUACAGCGGAGGACAAGCUUUUCAAGUCAUUGUAUCGCCAUAAGCAUCAUGUACCGUGUACUUGCGUUUGUCGCGAUUGUAACAGCAUUUCUAACCCCGUCUGUGACGAGGCUCUCAGCUUGUCUUGCGAAGAGCUUGGGUGUGACAACUUAUACCUUGAGCAUAGAGGACAACUUGAUGCAAAACGGCAGUUGGAACAAGAUAAAAGUGACAAGGCUCAAGAGCCUACCAUUCAUAUGGGGUCUAUUGCAUCUGGCGAUAUAGUGAUGAAGUCUGCAGAAGACCGGGACAGGAUUGCAAAGAAAGAAGGAGUUAUUGCAUUUGAGAUGGAAGGAGCUGGUAUUUGGGAAGAGCUACCUUGCAUUGUGAUCAAAGGGAUAUGCGAUUAUGCCGACUGUCAUAAGAACAAGAGGUGGCAAAAUUUCGCUGCUGCAACGGCCGCGUCUACGUUGAAGGCCGUUUUGGAACGCUACAUUCAGACAGAUAAAAAUCGAAAUGAAGAUUUGGAUCCUUUGGAGAGAGAUUCGAUCACCCAAGGUGCGUCCUGGUAUGAUUCCGAAGUAAGAGGAGAGGAUGUCACACAGGGUAAUGAGCUUCGAGUUUCAUCACCUCAAUCGUCCCGGCAUUGUAUAGUACAAGAAGGAUCAUAUUUUGGAGGGGUCAUUAAAGUAGCAGGUUCUGUGGUCCAAGGGAAUAGGAUGAGCAUAUGA